Molecule: messenger RNA, 924 nt
Organism: Talaromyces stipitatus ATCC 10500
Lineage: Eukaryota; Fungi; Ascomycota; Eurotiomycetes; Eurotiales; Trichocomaceae
Exons: 3
Coding region: 1-924 (307 amino acids)
Source: RefSeq, a predicted model, not a curated record
AUGUACAGACCACCUCCAGGUCCCCCACCAGGCUGGACAGCCCAACAGCAAGACGAGAUCAAUGACAAUCCUCCUCCGUAUCAUAACUGGCAAGAACAAGUCCCUGACACAUCGACAUUACCGCCUCCACCGGCAAUAUCGAGGUUUGCUUCUGAGACGGGGAAUGCAUCUGGUGACGAUGCCGAUCGCGCAAAGGAGUUUUGCAACGAGAGGCCAUUAUGGAGGCCUGUCAGGCCCUCAGAAGCAGUCUACACAAGCACUCUAAACGGCGACAUUCGUCCCGGCCAACCCAUCGAAUAUCGCGGUACUCUCGACACCCCGAGUCGCGGCCACUGGAGAAUCCGCAGCGACAAAAACUGUCGUGAUUGCAGCAUUAUUUCCUUAUUACCGUUAUACUACGCCAUGCGUGAUUCGCCCAUGGUCACGGAGAGGCCAAAGACGAUCUACUUUGAAGUCACCAUUAAUAAGUAUCAUCGUCGACCGUUUGGAGGUGAUGCGAGCGGGUUUUCGAUUGGAUUUGUAGCGCAGCCGUAUCCCUCGUGGCGCUCGCCGGGAUGGGAUAGAGCUAGUAUUGGAGUCUUCUCGGAUGACGGAUGUAGAUUUGUGAAUGAUAAUCUCGGCGGGAAGGAGUUUACGAGUGCGUUUCGAACGGAGGAGACGGUGGGAUUGGGGAUGAGGUUUAAUCCACCUGGCAUAACAAGCACAAAUGCACCAUCACAACGACUGGUAUUAGAUGCGACGGUAUUCUUCACGAGAAACGGUGUUGAAGCCGGAAGUUGGGAUUUGCAUGAAGAGUUGGACUCGGAGGCGGAAGGUGUAUAUGGUCUGGAAGGAAAGUUCGAUCUUUAUGCGGCUGUGGGAAUCUUUGGUGGUGUAGAUGUUGAGGUCAAGUUUGAUCCGGCGAAGUGGAUGGCUAGAUACUAG